Messenger RNA from Ostertagia ostertagi, 390 nucleotides. The record is from the annotation of a GenBank genome assembly. NCBI's taxonomy places the organism in Eukaryota, Metazoa, Nematoda, Chromadorea, Rhabditida, Trichostrongylidae.
ACACUUAUGGUUUUCUGGUCCACUCAUGCGUGGUUCGCGAUCAAGGAGGGAACGAUUACAAGCUGGUCGAUGAUAGAGGUUGUGUUGUUGAGAAGAUCCUCGUUCCCGAUAUUAUUUAUGCAUCCGAUCUCUCUUACGCUUACACAACGAUUAAUGCUUUUAGAUUCGCGGAUCAAAUAGUUGUUCAUUUCGCCUGCCAAAUAACGCUAUGUCAAAAGCGUGAGCAGGGAUGCGAAGGCAUAGCGCCGCCCACAUGUUAUCCGAUAGAUUUCCCGCCAAUACAAGCCGUGUAUAAGCGACUGCCUACGAGUACGCACUCUCCACGGACACAGUUUUGGAACCAAGCCAUUAUGGGAUCGAUGUCGAAGAUAAAGAAGAUGUCUACAAUAU